AUGACUGCCCAAGAGGACAGCUCAAGUGACAAUGUUCCUUCACCCAUCCUCGACAAGGACCCUUCGGCCCAUAUCGAGCAGAUUCACACCAACGAGAAAGUGCCAGGCCACCCCGGAUAUUAUGAAAAAGAUGGUCUGCGAACGUAUGGUGACGAUGAAGACCAUGACCAUGAACCGCCGAUGACCAUCCACAGAGCCCUCAGCUUGGUGGCCAUGGCUUUCUUGUGGACUGGCUCCCAAAUCCCGGUGUACAUCCUUGGUGGUGUCCCGCCAUACAUUUAUGCCGAUAUUGGCGGUGUCGACCGCUGGAUCUGGUUCGUCCUGGCUUACCUGUUGGCUUUGGCCGCCAUUUGCCCCUUCGUCGGAUCGAUUUCCGACCUCAUUGGAAGACGAUGGGUGGCAUUGGGAGGCUCAGGGCUGCUCAUCAUUGCCAUGAUCAUCUGUGGUACGGCACAUAGCAUGGGAAUAUUCAUCAUGGGCAUGACUUUUUCGGGAAUCGGGGCUGGCAUCUGCGAGCUUACCUCCCUUGCCGUGACGUCCGAGCUCGCCCCAACCCGGAAACGAGGAAAAUAUGUCUCCAUUCUUGUCUUCACCAUCAUCCCUUUCUGCCCGUCCGUCCUCUGGGGUCAGCUGAUCGCCUCGCACGCGGGCUGGCGAUACUGCACCCUGCUCUGCGGACUGUGGGCGUGCGUCGGCUUCGUCGGCACUUUGAUCUUCUACUUCCCACCCCCUCGACCAAACUCCCGAGGCCUCACCAAGAAGGAGAUCAUUGGCGAGAUCGAUUUCGUGGGUGGUUUCCUCUCAGUCACCGGGAUGAUCCUGUUCCUGGCUGGCCUGCAAUGGGGCGGGUAUCAAUACCCAUGGCACUCGGCGCACGUCCUGGCACCCCUGAUCAUCGGCGGCUUCUUCCUCCUCAUUGCCUUCCCCAUCUGGGAGAUCAAGUUUGCGAAAUUCCCAAUGUUCCCGUCAAGAAUGAAGAAGGAAGCCAGGAUCCUCACACUCACCUUGAUUAUCACCGCCAUCUCGGGAGCCAACUUCUUCUCCGUCAUCAUGUUCUGGCCCACCCAGGCCUUCAACGUCUACGGCCAUGAUCCUGUGGGAGUCGGAAUUCGAGGUAUCCCCAUCGGCUUCAGCAUUCUCACCGGUGCUUGCGUCGUGCUAUGGCUCCUUUCCGUCUUCCGAGGCCACAACCGCGAGUUGAUGAUCCUCUCCUCGGUGCUGAUGACGGCCGGUUGCGGUGCGCUCGCCGUGGCGACUCGAGACAACCUGAGCACGCUCUGGGGCUUACUGAUCCUGGCCGGUCUCGGGAUCGGCGGUAUCGUUGUUCCCGCGUCGAUCAUAACCACGAUCAUCUGCCCGGACGACAUCAUUGCCACGGUUGCCGCUCUCACCCUGUCAAUCCGUGUCAUUGGCGGUUGUAUCGGAUACACCGUGUACUAUAACGUCUUCCUCAACAAGUUCGUCCCCAACGCCACGAAAUAUAUUGGUGGCACCAUGGCUCUCGAGCUUGGUAUAACCAACGUAACCUACAUCGGCGCCGCCAUCGAGUAUACAGCAGCCAGUCUUCUGCCUCUGCUCAAGACGAUUCCUGGAAUUGCUGGCAACGAUACCGCCUAUGAAAUGGUCGUGGUGGCGGGCCAGGUGGCCUAUGCAGAGUCGUACAAGUACGUAUAUUUGACGAGUAUUGCGUUCGGUUGUAUUGCGAUCUUGGCCAGUAUCUUUUUGGGAAAUAUUGACAAGUACAUGGACGACCAUGUUGCUGUGGUCAUGCACUGA
Molecule: messenger RNA, 1776 nt
Organism: Fonsecaea erecta
Lineage: Eukaryota; Fungi; Ascomycota; Eurotiomycetes; Chaetothyriales; Herpotrichiellaceae
Exons: 3
Coding region: 1-1776 (591 amino acids)
Biological process (GO): transmembrane transport
Molecular function (GO): transmembrane transporter activity
Source: RefSeq, a predicted model, not a curated record